AUGGGCGAUUUCAACAAUGAUACUUGGCUAGAUAUUGCUGUUGCUAAUCAUGCUGCUGACAAUAUAGCCAUAUAUUUUGGAUAUGACAAUGGCACUGUGGCAAGUCCAGUCACGUUUUCAACUGGUUCUGGCUCUGCUCCGUACAUGAUUGCUGUUGGUGAUUUUGACAAAGAUCAUCGACUGGAUGUUGCUGUCGCAAAUUUCGGCACAAAUAGCGUCGGUGUACUUCUUGGAUUUCAAAAUGAGACUUUUGUGAACCAAACAGCUUUAUCAACUGAAUCAUCUCGUCCAGUUUGGGUCCAUGUAGCAGAUCUAAACAAUGACGCAGCAUUAGAUAUUGUCACUGCUAACUAUGGGACACAUAGUAUAAGCAUAUUUUAUGGAUAUGGGAAUGCAAGCUUUGCAAACUCAAGCACAUAUUCUACAGGCUAUGAUUCUUUCCCGUUAGCGGUUGUUAGUGGCGAUUUCAACAACGACAAACAGAUGGAUCUUGCUAUCACCAAUUAUGGUACCAAUAAUGUCGGUAUACUUCUUGGAACUAGUAACGGCACUUUCAUAAAGCAAAGCACGUUCUCAACUGGUCCAAAUUCUCAUCCAUACUCGCUUGCUGUUGGUCAUUUAAAUGACGACCUCAUGCUAGAUAUUGCCGUCACGAACUAUGGAAAUAACAGUGUAGGUAUUUUUCUGGGUCAUGGCAACGGAACUUUUAUGAGCCAAAUGACAUAUUCUCUCAACGCUGCUUCUCCAUAUUCUAUUGGCAUUGGUGACUUCAACAACGACAAUCGAAUGGAUUUAGUCGUCACCAAUAAUGGCACAGACAAUAUAGCUCUGCUUGUCGGAUAUGGCAACGGUACUUUUACAAGUCCAAAAAUGUAUUCAACUGGAUCUUCUUCAUCAAUUUCCAUUGCCAUAGGCGAUCUCAAUAGAGACGAUCGUGCAGACAUCGUCAUCGUCAGCAAUGACACGAACAGCAUCGGUAUUCUGCUUGGUUAUGACGAGGUUUCUUUCGAAAACCAAAAGACAUAUUCAACCGGCUCUUCACCAACAACUUUAGUUGUGGGUGAUUUUAACAACGACACCCGAUUGGAUAUGAUCGUCGUUAAUGACUAUGACAACACUGUAAGUGUACUUCUGGGAUAUGGAAACGGCUCUUUUGAAAAUCAAACGACAUAUUCAACUGGCACUGAUCCAACCUCCAUAGCUGUUGGUGAUUUUAAUAACGACACUCAGUUGGAUAUUGUCGUCACCAAUGAGAAUAGCAACACUAUAAGUGUACUUCUCGGAUAUGGUAACGGGUCUUUUGCAGAGAAAGCCACACAUUUAACUGAUUCUUAUCCAUUUUCUGUAGCUGUAGGUGACUUUAACAACGACAACCGAUUGGAUAUUGUCGUUAUCUCCCGUUCCGGUGACCAGAAUUUAUGUGUACAUCUCGGAUAUGGUAAUGGCUCUUUUCUAAGUCAAAUACCAUCUUUAACCAAGUAUCACCCAACAUCUGUAGCUGUUGGGGAUUUCAAUAAUGACACCCGACUGGAUAUUGUCGUCGCUGAUCCUGAUUACAACACUGUAAGUGUACUUCUCGGAUAUGGCAAUGGCUCCUUUGUCAAUGAAACGACAUAUAUAUCUGGCACUGCGCCAUUUUCAGUAGCAGUUGAUGACUUUAAUAAAGACAUGCGACUAGAUAUUGUUGUCGCUAAUAGAUUUGGUGGCACCGUGAGUUUACUCGUUGGAUAUGGAAAUGGCUCUUUUGCAAUUCCAACAGCGUAUCCAACUGGUUCUGGCCCGAAAACUGUUGCUGUUGGUGAUUUUAAUAACGACACUCAAUUGGAUAUCGUCGUUACAAAUAGUUGGGACAACACAAUAAGUAUACUGUUAGGAUAUGGCAAUAGUUCUUUUGCAAACCCAAGAAUAUUUUCAACUGGCUCAAUGCCAAUCUCUGUAGCUGUUGGUGAUUUUAACAACGACACCCGAUUGGAUAUUGUCAUUACUAAUGACGACAACAGUAUUAGUGUUCUACUUCGUAAUGACAUAGGAGCAAUGGCAAACGAGACCACUCUUGCAUCUGGCAAUGGUUCAUAUUUGCGAAGUGUUGCCGUUUUCGAUGUCAAUAACGAUACCAUACUGGAUAUUGUCGUUGCCAAUUAUGGUACAAAUAAUAUAGGUGUCAUUCUUGGACACGGAAAUGGCUCUUUUGGAAACCAAACGAUGUUCUCGACAGGCUCUAAUUCUCGUCCUUACUCGAUUGCCAUUGGUUAUUUCAAUAAAGACGGUCAUGUAGAUAUCGCAGUGGCUAACUAUGGUACUAAACAUGUUGAGUUAUUUAUGGGUGACGGAAAUGGAGCGUUUGAAAGUCAAGUUAACGAUGGCAAUGGUCAUGGCUUUACUCCAUUGUUCAUUGCUGCUGGCGAUUUCAACAAUGAUGGACGUUCAGAAAUUGUUGUAGCAUACGUUGAGAUUGAUAACAUAGAUGUACUUAGUGCCUAUGAUAAUCCAUCAUGGUCUCAUCAACUGACAUAUUCAACUGGCCCCGUACCAACCUCCGUAGCUGUUGGUGAUUUUAAUAACGACACUCGACUGGAUAUCGCCGUCACUAAUUGGGUUGAUAAUAGUGUGAGUGUUUUUCUAGGAUAUGGAAAUGGCUCUUUUGCCAAUCAAAUGAAAUAUGCAACUGGCACUUAUCCAAACUCUAUAGCUAUUGGUGAUUUUAAUAACGACACUCGACUGGAUAUCGCCGUCACUAAUUGGGCUGAUAAUACUGUGAGUGUUUUUCUAGGAUAUGGAAAUGGCUCUUUUGCAAAUCAAACCACAUAUUCAACUGGCUCUUCGCUAAAGGCUAUAGCUGUUGGUGAUUUUAACAAUGACACUCGACUGGAUAUCGUCGUCGCUAAUGGUGGUGAUAAUACUGUGAGUGUACUUCUCGGAUAUGAUAACGGCUCUUUUGCAGAGCAAACGACAUAUUCAACUGGCUCUGACCCAAUUGCUGUAGCUGUGGGUGAUUUUAACAACGACACCAGAUUGGAUAUGACCGUCGUUAAUUACUAUGGCAAAACUGUAAGUGUGCUUCUCGGAUAUGGCAAUGGUUCUUUUGCAAAACAAAUGACAUACUCUAUUGGUUCUUUUCCCACCUCCGUAGCUGUGGGUGAUUUUAAUAAUGAUAAUCGAUUAGAUAUCGUUGUUACUAACAGUGGAAACGAUACUGUAAGCUUACUUCUCGGAUAUGGCAAUGGCUCUUUUGCAAAUCAAGUGGCAUAUUCAACUGGUUCUAGUCCACAGUCCUUAGCUGUUACUAACAUUAAUAACGACGCCCACCUAGAUAUCGUCGUUGUUAAUUCUGGAGACCACACUGUUAGUGUACUUCUCGGAUAUGGCAAUGGGUCUUUUGUAAAUCACAUGAUAUAUUUAAGUGGUUAUUAUCCGAACUAUGUAGUUGUUGGUGAUUUUAAUAAUGAUACUCGUCUGGAUAUCGUCGUCACUGAUAAGGAAGGCAACACUGUAAGUGUACUUUUCGGAUAUGUCAAUCAAGUAUUAGUAAAACAGACGACGCUCAUCAUUGGCAACGGGUCUCGACCAAGGUCAUUCGCUCUUGGUGAUUUUAACAAUGAUGGUGAAAUAGAUAUUGCAAUCAUAAAUUCUGGCGCUAACAAAGUAGGAAUUUUUCUGGGAUAUGGCAAUUAUUCUUUCGCAAAUCAAAAGGCAUUUUUAACUGGCACUACUCCAAUGUCUGUUGCAGUUGGAGAUUUCAACAAAGAUACCAUACUUGAUAUCAUCAUUGCUAAUCAUGGUGAUGACAACGUUGGUGUAUUUCUUGGUUGCGGUAAUGGCUCUUUUUUAAGCCAAAACACGUUUACGACUGGUGAUAAAUCUCAACCUAGUGCAGUUGCGGUUGGAGAUUUCAACAACGACAGUUUACUAGACAUUAUCGUCGCCAAUUAUGGCACCAGCGAGUUAGGCGUGUUGCUUGGUUAUGGUAAUGGCUCCUUCGCAGAUGCAAAGUUUUUUUCAGUCGGUUAUGGAUGUCUUCCGUUCUCCGUUUCUAUCGGCGAUUUUAACAAUGACGGAAAGCUGGAUGCCGCAGUUGCCAACAAAGGCACUGACAGUUUACAAAUUUUCUUACAGUUGUGUUGAUGUUGCAACUUCUACCUUGAACCUUUUUUCUUUCAUUUACUGUGUUUACCUUCUAUUUAGUGUUACUCAUAUUUCUUGUUCCUUUUUGUCCUAUACAUUUAUUAAUUUAGAUAGUCAUAUAAAGGGUGUAGGUGUGUUUAUAAUAGAAAAAUUCGAAGUAUCAUACGACGCGUUUUGAAGUUCUUCAAUUCGUACGCCUGAUUGAGAUAUAAAAAUUCAUCAUGGGUGUGGAUGUUUUCUAUAAACUCUAAACCAAGUG
Molecule: messenger RNA, 4381 nt
Organism: Rotaria sp. Silwood1
Lineage: Eukaryota; Metazoa; Rotifera; Eurotatoria; Philodinida; Philodinidae
Source: the annotation of a GenBank genome assembly